AUGGAAAAAAGGUACGUGAGGUAUAUCUCAAGCGCCGCAACUCAAGGCACAGCCAUAAUAGCUUGUGAAUCAUCUAACAUCAGCCCGGCGGCCGAAUCUUUAGAAACUUGCCCCAAGAACUGUAGAACUAGAGCUCGCCAUCUAUACUUGGGCAAAACCAGACAGGCAUGGUGCAUGGGUACAGUAGAUGCCCCCACCCAGCGCGGAUUCGACGAACCCUCACAACCUGUUUCUCAAAUUCCCCGGCUCUCGUUCCUUCAACUAGUUCCCUCGCCUCACGCAACCUCGCUCUACGAGACGAAUGAGAAGACCACUCAAGCAAUCCCCUUCCCUUAA
Messenger RNA from Colletotrichum godetiae, 336 nucleotides. RefSeq lists its product as uncharacterized. NCBI's taxonomy places the organism in Eukaryota, Fungi, Ascomycota, Sordariomycetes, Glomerellales, Glomerellaceae. The transcript has a single exon. The record is from RefSeq and is a predicted model, not a curated record. Bases 1 to 336 code for a protein of 111 amino acids.